UUUGAGUGAAAGACCAAGAGGAUAAACGGCAAAGACAUUUUUUUCAUAGCCUGUUUUACUCAUAUUCACUAAGGGUGGCACUAAUUCUGGAGGGCACUGUAAAUAGUAUAUAAAUAGAUACAUAAGUUAAUGGCGCUUCAGGGGCACGUCCUAGCUGCGCGUGCCUGACCUGGGUUUGACUUCUAAUCGAGCAUUAAAGGACAGAUCAGUGCUUUCCAAGAGGCUCGGGGUCCGAGCACAAUCGAGCAUUAUUAAAUGACAUAUGAUCCAGAAGAGUGCCGCCGCCACGGGGCUGAUACAUUAUUCAUAUUAUGAAAAUGGUGAAAAUUCUCUAAUCCUGUGAACAAUUAAUUAUGCAUCAAGGGCUUGUGAAUAAUUAGCCUAAAAAGCGCCUCGGUGUCUGGGAUCAUGUUGCUGGCGCACCAGUAGUUGCCAGCUGUGAUUUACCAUGAGUCUACAUCAGCCAGUCCUCAUGUCAUCCAGAAGUGGUAAUCGGGUAAAUCACUUUAAAAGAGUAACAAUCUGGAAUCAGCAUCUUAAAGACAACAUUUUGUUUUAGGUUAACUAGACCUAUUAUACAAUAUAUCGUUAUAUACAUAUCUAUAUUACCACUUUCAUUGUAAAAUGAUUAAUUCAUUAAAGGCCAGAUAAUUAGCAGACUGGUGUAUCCAAAGCGACUUAAUUAGCCUAACAUUCUGCGUAAAUUAUUAUUAGGAUAGAUCCCGAAUCGUUUGAGAGGCUUAUAGUAUUGAAUUUCCUAAUUGGAUUUCCUGAAGCUAUAGGUCAUUUCAAUCAAUGAACGCGCAGGAAUUCCAACACUCUUUCUGCAGACCCCGGCCUCAGCUGGCCAGUGCCAUCCAUCGCGCGUGUGUCACCGGAGAACCGUGAAAUCCGCCUCAUAUGGGAGCAUAAGUGCACCGGCUCUUGUCCGGACCUUCGCCAGGGCUCCGGUGAAGAGGCAGGCGCAGCGUCCGUCUGCUUCGAUUAGCACGUGAAAGGAGAAACGCACCAAUCAGAAGCACCCUGGGGGCUGGGGCACUGCAUAGCAGCUCGUGAAGGGGAGGGAGGGCGUCGCGCAUCUUCACGACGUGGUUAAGUGCCUGACAGAACAGCUCGAGAAACAGAUUGGAAGAAGUCUCUGGAGCUGUCACACACGCGGUUCCUUGCGACGCUGUUUCCUCGGAGGUGCACUUGCUGCCGGCGCCUGCACCUUACUACCCGACUGAACAUGGAGCAUAUGCUGUUGUCUCGCGCUCUGUGGACCAGUGACAGUAAAUGUGUCCCUCCUCACCCGGGGGAUGCGUUCGCCAGCGUCCACAUCACCCACGAGCUGCCGGCGGGCGCAGCAUUCGGCCCGUGUGUCCUUCACAAUGGCUUCUAUGACACCAUCGCCUUCAUCGCGCUCAAAGCACGCGACAACAGAAACAACUGCUACGCUUUUCGGGUUGACCCUGAGUCCAUGAGGUCGUCUCCGCUGGUGUUGCCGUGGUUACGGCUAGUCCAGGCCGCUCGGAACCGCGCGGAGCAGAACACGGAGGCGUUCCUGAAGGCGGGGCAGCUGUUCUUCCGCACGCUGCGGCACGUCCAGCAGGGGGAGGAGCUUCUGGUGUGGUACGAUGAGGAGCUGACCCACCUACUGGGCCUGAGUGACAUCAGGGUCACGCCCACACCUGACGGUUUCUGCUGUCUGAAGUGUGGGCAGUCCUUUCAGCAUGAGCACCCCUACCUGGCUCACUGCCGGUUCCUUUGCACCCACAAUAAAGCUGAUUGGGUGAGCACCGAGCCUCAGAAGUAUAAGCAGGUCUCUGAUUGGUUUAGCAGCGAGCCUCAGAAGUAUAAGCAGGUGUCUGAUUGGUUGAGUAUCAGUCCUCGUGACCAGAGGCAGCCCGACGUGAAGCGGACACACAGGUACACACAGCUCACACGCACACACACUCACACCGACUUCCACAACAUCGCCCGAGACCUGGAGAAGAGGAGAGGGGGCAGCCCACCCGCAGAACCCUGCCCCAGUCCCCGCAAGCGUCGCCAUGACGAUGUGCCCAGCAGUCAUGGCAGGAAGUCGGUGCUGCUGGAGAAACCGAACCCCUCGAACGAGAGCAACAUCGCCCCGCUGCCACAAGGGGGCCUGGGCCUGGACUGUGUGUCCAGGAAGACAGACGGUUCUAAGGACAGCGCGCUGACAGGACGCCCCACAGAGGACCGGAACGCUGAGAACCCUCAGAAUGCUGAAAACCCUCGUAAAGCAGAGGACCCGAAAGGCAGAACAGAACGUUGUGACCAGAACUACAGGGAACCGGAGCGAGUUCUGCAGGGUUCUGUUUCUAGUGCUUUUUCCGGCAUUUUGUGGAAUAACGAGGAGCAACGCAGCGCCUUCUGCAGGCCAAACAGGCGCACUACACCUGAGACACACACACACUCCAGCACAGACACACACUCACACACACACUCCAGCACAGACACACACUCGCACACACACUCUACCACGACUCUCUACAGCCCACCAGCCCUGUCUGCUCUCCACCCGAAGCCCGCUCUGAGCUACCGGAACGUUCUGGGUUCCACGUUGCUUUACGGGGACCUGGCGAGCGGGCAGCCGGGGUCCAGUGUGCUGGGGGGUGGGCUGUACCCCUACACACCGGACCAGUGGCCGCGGGGCGGUUUGGGGGUGCCCCCUGCACCCCCCGCGCCCCCCGCCACCCUGGCACUGCUACCCCCCACCCUGAGCUCGAUGAGCAUGGCCGGGCAGAACUGGUGCGCCAAGUGUAACCUGUCAUUUCGCAUGACCUCCGACCUUGUGCUCCACAUGCGCUCCCACCACAAGAGGGAGCCGGCGAGCACCGCUCACCUCAGGAGGCGCAGGGAGGAACGGCUCAGCUGCCCUGUCUGCCACGAGCACUUCAAAGAGAGACACCACCUCUCCCGACACAUGACCUCUCACAACUAACACACACACACACACACACCAACACACACACACAUACACAUAUACAAAUAUAUUAUUUUCUCUCUCCUGACGCAUGAUCUCUAACAAACAUCACUUUCAGACACACACCACUGGACUUGGAUGCUUAAGUGAUGAUGCUCAUUUGUGUUUGAUUUCAUAGUGAUUUAUGUAUGUGGAAAUGUGUCACUGGCGUGCGAGUGAAUAACAGUGGCGUGUGUGUGAAUAACACUAACACAUUGAUGCAAUGCAGCUGUAUUUAGUGCUGAAUGGUGUAAACAGUGUCCACUAGAUGGCAAUAGUGACUAACUUUACUGUUGUGUAGAUGGAUGACUGCCAAGCAUCUCCAGUCAAUGGUAGACAAGUGUGUGUGUGUGUGUGUCUGUGUGUGUCUGUGUGUCUGUGUGUGUGUGUGUGUGUGUGUGUGUGUGUGUGUGGUAAAAUGUGCCUUAUGAAGCUCAGGAUGUAGGAGUCAGUAUGACUGUAAUAAAAGCUCAAACAGUUUCA
This is a messenger RNA of Clupea harengus (Atlantic herring), 3451 nucleotides long. RefSeq names its product zinc finger protein 488 (gene znf488). NCBI's taxonomy places the organism in Eukaryota, Metazoa, Chordata, Actinopteri, Clupeiformes, Clupeidae. Gene Ontology annotation, molecular function: protein binding. The record is from RefSeq and is a predicted model, not a curated record. Gene Ontology annotation, cellular component: nucleus. Gene Ontology annotation, biological process: regulation of DNA-templated transcription; oligodendrocyte development.